AUCUUACAUCUGCCUCCAAUGAUGCUACUCGUCCAAUGCUCUUUAAAAAUAAGGAACACGACAGUAAAUUGGGUCAUUUGAUAAAUUCGACCGGCAGUGGAGUUCGUCGACGUGUCAAAUUUUUGGUGGAAACACCGGAGUAUGAUCCUUUAUAUACAAUACGGACAUUCAAUCGUUUAAUCUCUGAUAUACUUGGUGGAACUUAUUCGAACUUGAAGCCACUGCGAAUA
This is a messenger RNA of Funneliformis mosseae, 230 nucleotides long. NCBI's taxonomy places the organism in Eukaryota, Fungi, Glomeromycota, Glomeromycetes, Glomerales, Glomeraceae. The record is from the annotation of a GenBank genome assembly.